Molecule: messenger RNA, 1358 nt
Organism: Moneuplotes crassus
Lineage: Eukaryota; Ciliophora; Spirotrichea; Euplotida; Euplotidae
Source: the annotation of a GenBank genome assembly
UUUUCUCAGUAAUUUAUUGGAUGCUUUAACGCUAAAUAGUUUUUCGCAAUGAAUUUUGAAAUAUGGAAAAUACAACGGAACCAGAAUUUGAAAAAAUCUCUGAACAAGCCUCAGAAGCUUCUAGCAAAGCUAGUUUAGACAAUAAUGAGGAGCAGAAGGUAACCGCCUUUGAGGUAGAAGCUGGAGAGACUGGUGUUGACUAUGAUAGACUCAUUGACCAGUUUGGCUGUGAUAGAAUAGAGGCCAGACAUCUUGAGAAGAUAGAACAAUUGACUGGCCAAAAACCUCAUAGAUUCUUAAGAAGAAAUAUCUUUUUCUCUCACAGAUCUCUCGACUGGUGCCUGAAAUCAUUCGAGACGGGUAGAGGGUUCUAUCUGUAUACAGGAAGAGGACCAAGCUCUUCCUCUCUUCAUGUUGGACAUGCUGUCCCUUUCAUUUUUACGAAAUAUAUGCAGGAAGCAUUUGAUCUCCCUCUUGUAAUUCAGUUGACAGACGACGAAAAAUUCUUCCACAAGCAGGUCUUAACUUUUGAGAACGUGUAUAAAAUGGGUUAUGAGAAUAUUAAAGACAUUAUUGCAUUUGGCUUUGACCCAGAGAAAACCUUCAUCUUCUCUGACAUUGACUACAUUAAAUAUCUGUACCCCAAUGUUUGCAAGAUGCAGAAAGCAUUGACCUUAAAUAAUGUGAAAGGGGUAUUUGGAUUCAAUGAUAGUGAUAAUGCUGGGAAAUAUUCUUUCCCAGCAAUCCAAGCAGCUCCAUCCUUCUCGAAUACCUUCCCUCACAUCUUUGGAAAGAAGAAGAAUGUGCCUUGUCUGAUCCCACAGGCUAUUGACCAGGAUCCUUACUUCAGGAUGACCAGGGAUAUCGCUAAAAAGCUGAAGUAUGAGAAGCCUGGGUGUAUUCAGUCCAAAUUUUUCCCUGCCAUUACAGGCCUUAGUGGGAAAAUGAGUGCUUCUUUGGCUCAUACUACAAUCUAUCUCUCUGAUGAUCCCAGCCAGAUCAAAAAUAAGAUUAACAAGCAUGCCAAGAGUGGUGGUGGAGAUACCUUGAAAGAGCACAGAGAGAAAGGAGCCAACCUUGAGGUUGACAUUCCCUACCAAUACCUUACUUUCUUCCUUGAAGAUGAUGACGAGCUGGCCAGAAUUGCUGAAGAAUACUCCAGUGGAAGAAUGCUCACAGGUGAAAUUAAAGAAAUCUGUGCUAAAGUUAUUACUGAUUUCAUCACAGAAUACCAAGAGAGGAGAAGCAAAGUUACUGAUGAGGAUGUUAAAGCUUUCACAGCUAUUAGACCUAUUGACCCGAAGUCCUCAAAGAUGCCGCCUAAGCCUGAUAAAACAAUGGAGGAAGCUAAAAAGUAG